AUGAAAGACUUGGGAGAUCUCAAGUAUUUUUUGGGUAUUAAAGUUUUAAGAUCAGCAUCAGGGAUCAUAUUGAACCAAAGAAAGUACAUUCUUGAGUUGAUUGCUGACACAGGGCUUAGUGGUUCUAAACCAGCUAUCACCCCUCUAGAAUCUAAUGCCAAGUUAACAUCUAUUGAGUAUGAUCAUGCCACAGGUGCACAAGAUGAUGAGUUGCUAUCUGACAUUUCAUCUUACCAAAGACUUAUUGGGAAACUUAUGUAUGCCACUAUUACAAGGCCAGACAUUACUUUUUUUGUGCAAACUCUCAGCCAAUUCAUGCAACACCCUAAGAAAUCCCACUGGGAAGAAGCUACUAGGGUUCUCAGAUAUCUUAAAGGUUUUGUUGGACAAGGUAUCUGGUUCAAGGCUAAGCCUGAUGCUUCUUUAACUUGCUGGUGUGACUCAAAUUGGGCUACUUACCCCAACACCAGAAGAUCAGUUACUGGUUAUACCAUUCACUUUGCCACGUUACAAUCGGAAGUGGCAAAAAGGGUUGUUAUUCCUGUUAAACCAUUGACGUAUUUGUAUAUAGAACCAAGAGUAGUUUGGGAUGAGGAGAAAGUAUCUCAGAUAAUUGUUAAUGAAGAUCUGGAAUAUGCAGUAGUAGGGAAAUACGUGUUGAUAAGAGCAGCAAGAAUGGAGGAUUACGUCAACCUCUUAUCAAAACCUAUUUUGCACAUAGCACAUAGGAAUUGGAACUAUCCUAUGCGAACUUUAAAGUGGGAUCCGUUGUUUGAUCCACAAGAGGAGACGUCGAUAGCAAUUGUAUGGAUAUCCCUGCCAGCUCUUCCACCCAAUUUUUUUGGAAAAAAAAAAAUCAUUAGCAGCAGCAGUUGGCAAGCCCUUACAAAUUGA
Capsicum annuum is the source of this 894-nucleotide messenger RNA. RefSeq lists its product as uncharacterized. The record is from RefSeq and is a predicted model, not a curated record. Lineage: Eukaryota; Viridiplantae; Streptophyta; Magnoliopsida; Solanales; Solanaceae. The coding region runs from base 1 to 894 and encodes 297 amino acids. The transcript has 3 exons.